This is a messenger RNA of Cucurbita maxima (winter squash), 1143 nucleotides long. RefSeq names its product ras-related protein RABE1c-like. Gene Ontology annotation, molecular function: GTPase activity; GTP binding. The transcript is spliced from 9 exons. Bases 220 to 867 code for a protein of 215 amino acids. Lineage: Eukaryota; Viridiplantae; Streptophyta; Magnoliopsida; Cucurbitales; Cucurbitaceae. Gene Ontology annotation, cellular component: plasma membrane. Gene Ontology annotation, biological process: regulation of exocytosis; protein secretion. The record is from RefSeq and is a predicted model, not a curated record.
AUAAAGUCCGAGAAAAAGAAGGUUUCUUUACAGGUGGAGAGCCGCUCGAUUUUUUUUUUCCUAUUUCGGCUAAAAUCGCUAUCAAUCUUUCUCUAACCUCCCACGCGCCACCGCAACCGCCUCGUCGGUGACUCGGUUGACGGCUGUUCUCUCGUUUUCUGUCUCGGAAUCGGUUAUUGCAGAGGGGAUUUCUGUUGAAUCGAUUUGAUUGGAAUUGUUAUGGCUGCUCUACCUGCAAGAGCUAGGGCGGAUUAUGAUUAUCUCAUAAAGCUUCUAUUAAUCGGCGAUAGCGGAGUUGGUAAGAGUUGCCUUCUCUUACGUUUCUCAGAUGGUUCCUUCACCACUAGUUUUAUUACUACCAUUGGUAUUGAUUUUAAAAUCAGAACCAUUGAGCUUGAUGGAAAACGGAUCAAGCUCCAAAUUUGGGACACCGCUGGUCAGGAGCGGUUCCGUACAAUCACCACAGCGUACUACCGCGGUGCCAUGGGCAUUUUGCUGGUCUACGAUGUAACAGAUGAAUCAUCUUUCAACAAUAUUCGAAAUUGGAUUCGUAAUAUUGAACAACAUGCUUCUGAUAAUGUCAACAAGAUACUGGUAGGAAACAAGGCCGACAUGGACGAAAGCAAAAGGGCUGUGCCUACAUCCAAAGGACAAGCGCUUGCUGAUGAGUAUGGGAUCAAAUUCUUUGAAACUAGUGCGAAGACAAAUCUUAAUGUGGAAGAAGUUUUCUUUUCAAUAGGAAGGGAUAUUAAGCAACGUCUCUCUGAUACCGAUUCAAAGUCUGAGCCUUCGACGAUCAAGAUCAAUCAAGACCAGGGAGCCAAUGCUGGUCAGGCUGCACAAAAAUCAUCCUGCUGUGGUUCUUAAGAUGGUCAAACCCUUUGAAGUAGUCAUAUAUUGAAGUUGUCAUACUUCAUUGAUGGGCGCAUCUAUUAGCUAUUUUGUGAUUCUUUUGAACUUCAUUUAGUGUGUAAUAGAUAGAUAGGUACUUUUCAUGUUUAGAAUUUCAUUUGUGAUAAUGUCUAUAUUAUAAAGAGAUUUAUUUGUUUCCUUUUCAUUUUGGCUUUUUUCAGAAACAAUGUUAUCCCAAUUAUUUGUUUGCCACCGGAUGGUUUGUAUAUAUUCAACUAUUUUGACUUUUAA